This is a messenger RNA of Phalacrocorax carbo (great cormorant), 2616 nucleotides long. Lineage: Eukaryota; Metazoa; Chordata; Aves; Suliformes; Phalacrocoracidae. The record is from RefSeq and is a predicted model, not a curated record.
GCAACAGAGGCCAUGGGCUGCUGGAAGCUAGAGAAAAGCAACACCUGGACUUUUCCCACCCUGAUCCUCUGCCUCUAUGGAUUCUUCUACAUGAUGAAACCAUCAGAACCUUUCCUAACACCCUACCUAACAGGACCAGAUAAAAACCUGACUAUAGAUGAGGUUAUGAACCAGAUUUUCCCAGUUUGGACAUACUCCUACCUUGCACUCCUUUUCCCAGUCUUCCUGAUUACAGACUACGUGCGUUACAAGCCCAUCCUCCUCCUCCAGGGCAUCAGCUUUAUCGUCACGUGGCUCUUGCUCCUCUUUGCACAUGGCGUGGUGGCCAUGCAGGUGGUGGAAUUCUUCUAUGGAAUGGUGACAGCCACCGAGGUCGCCUACUACGCCUACAUCUACAGCGUCGUCAGCACCGAUCACUAUCAGAGAGUGACGAGCUAUUGCAGAAGUAUCACUCUUGUUGCAGCCACUGUUGCUGCCGUGCUGGGACAGCUGCUGGUUUCCUUAGCAGGUGUAUCCUACUUUCACCUUAAUGCCAUUACUUUGGCUUCUGUGUCCCUGGCAUUUGUGUGUUCAUUUUUCCUCCCAAUGCCUCAAAAGAGUAUGUUCUUCCACAGGAAAGAUGCCUCAGAGCCUCUCCCGGGACCAGAUAAAGUUGUGGCUACAGUCAGCUCCGACAGGCCACCGGGCCGCCAAGAGGACAAGGGCUCCGUAUCUGCUGACAGGGGACCGACAGCUGAACAUCAGGCUGAUAAUGCCAAGCCCCAGAAUCAUGUACUCAGGGUACUGGUGCAGCUGAGCAAGGACCUGAGGGAUUGCUACAGCUCCAGGAAACUUCUCUGCUGGUCCCUGUGGUGGGCUCUGGCUACAGCAGGCUUUAACCAGGUUCUGAAUUAUAUCCAAGUGCUGUGGGACUUCAGAGCCCCCUCUCACAGCUCUGCAGUGUACAAUGGGGCUGUUGAAGCAAUAGCAACGUUUCUGAGCUCAGUAACAUCUUUCAUAGUACAAUAUAUGAAAAUUAACUGGGACCUUUUUGGAGAACUGGCUUUAGGGAUCUUCUCUGCAAUAGAUGCUGGUUCUCUAUUUCUCAUGCACUUCACUACCAAUAUCUGGGCAUGUUACGCUGGCUAUCUUGUUUUCAAGGCAUGCUAUAUGUUCCUCAUAACAAUAGCAACGUUCCAGAUUGCAGUCAAUCUGAGCAUGGAACGCUAUGCCUUGAUGUUUGGAUUCAACAACUUCAUUGCAUUGGUGAUUCAGACCAUUCUUACAGUAGUCGUCGUGGAUUCAAGGGGCCUGGGUCUGGACAUAAUGUCUCAGUUUUUAGUUUAUGGUGGCUACUUUGCAGUCAUAGCUGGGAUUUUCUUGAUCAGAAGCAUUUGCAUGCUUGUCUCAAGCAAAUGCAAAAGGAAAAUCGCAAGAUCUUGCAAAGAUCAUCUGAACCAUGCUGAACACGAAUCAAAAGAGCAGAUUGUAACUGGCUAUACGACAUGGCUGUAGGAGUCGGGCAGACAGGCUCACAUGGCCAGGCCCUCAUGGGAGAAGAGCUCUUACUGCAGCAUGCAGGAAACAGCAGUGCAAGAUGAAUGCACAGCACAGCCCUGAAAAGCUACACUGAAUAAUUACAGUGCUUCAUUGCAACAUAUGCCAGCUAAGAUCUCGCCAUAAUGGCAGUGUGCUAAGAAGAAAAGAUAAGUUGCUUUAGAAUCUUAUUUACUUGCCUAUACAUAGCUUCACAGCAGUAAUUUAUACACAAGAACAGAGCAACCACCUUGGCAUCCCACCAUGCACGAUGGCAAAGGUCAGAGUUCACCCUGCCUUGCUUGUUCUAGCUCUUGUAUAUGGUGUUGGCAAGCUGCUUCCAUGCACAUUUGCUCAGGCAUGUGGGUGAAGGGUCUGUCCUCCGCUUUGCACAUACUUUGUUAUGAACUAAGGAAGAAGGAAUUGCAUUUGCAUCAUUAUAGUCUCUCCUACCUAACUACAGGCGAUUCUGUGACAGACUCCCCCUUUCUAAUUUAAAAGCCCACAUCAAAAGCGGGCCUUUUGCACACAACGGUGCAGGAAAGCAGGGUUCCCACAACCUACCUGAGCAGGUUCACUAAAACACUGCUAAGCCACAAUUGUUGCUUGGCCCACUAUUGAAAGCUGCAACCUAAACACUGUACUGAGUCCAUAGCAAUCUCAGCCCAGAAGGGAAAAACUUCAGAGUCAAAACAAAAUGAAAGACCCCCACUCCUUUCCUUGUGCUUCCAGUAAAAUUAAAUUCAGGACCGAGUGUCUUCCUGUUUCAACAGAAAAAGAACAAAAUAUCAAAGAGGUUCACUAGUAUGGACUAAAACCAAAGAAGUACAUUGUGGAGAAGUUUGGCUGAUUCCACACAGGAAAAUUCCAGAUUAACACAAAUAUCCAAGAAGAUUUAUAACUGAAACAAAAAAGCUAGCAUCAUGUGUGCUUUUGAGUUCCAAAUGAGGGAGGUCCACUGAACUUGGCCAAAGAUUUGGCAAGGUCAGCGUCUCAGAAUUUAUCAAGAAGUUAAGUCCUAUGGCUAAUUUUGUCCAUCAUAAAGGACAGUCGGUCCAGGAAAAGUUAAAAAGAGACUAUAAAUGAGUUUGCAUAGAGAAC